Molecule: messenger RNA, 5227 nt
Organism: Trichoplusia ni (cabbage looper)
Lineage: Eukaryota; Metazoa; Arthropoda; Insecta; Lepidoptera; Noctuidae
Product: ribosomal protein S6 kinase alpha-5-like
Exons: 14
Coding region: 21-2831 (936 amino acids)
Biological process (GO): protein phosphorylation; regulation of DNA-templated transcription
Molecular function (GO): ATP binding; protein serine/threonine kinase activity
Source: RefSeq, a predicted model, not a curated record
UUCGGUAGUACAUUAAAAAGAUGAACAAAAAAGCGAACCGACUUGCUAAUAUUGUAUUUUCUUUUGUAGACUACGUUGCUGGAGGCGAGCUUUUCACUCAUCUGUAUCAAAGGGAACACUUUAACGAGAACGAAGUCAGGAUAUACAUAGCUGAAAUUAUAUUGGCUUUAGAGCAACUGCAUAAGCUCGGCAUAAUCUACCGGGACAUAAAGCUCGAGAACAUCCUCCUGGACGCUGAAGGUCACAUCGUGCUGACCGACUUCGGUCUCUCCAAGGAGUUCUGCGGCGGCGAGAGCAGGGCCUACUCCUUCUGCGGGACCAUCGAGUAUAUGGCUCCCGAGGUCGUCAGGAGCGGCAGCCAGGGACAUGAUAUUGCGGUCGAUUGGUGGUCCGUCGGCGUGCUGACAUACGAGCUGCUGACAGGAGCCUCUCCAUUCACAGUGGAAGGCGAGAAGAACACACAGCAGGAGAUCACGAAGAGGAUUGUGAGGUGCAGCUACCCCGUGCCGCCCGAUGUCAGUCCUGAAGUGCAGGACUUUAUUAGGAAAUUACUAGUGAAAGACCCGCGUCGUCGGCUCGGCGGUGGCGAGGGCGACGCUGAGGAACUCAAGAGGCAUCCGUUUUUCCAGAACCUGGACUGGGAAGGCGUCGCCAACCGCGAGGUGAAGGCUCCGUUCGUGCCAGUGCUGACGCACGCGGCCGACACGUGCAACUUCGCGGACGAGUUCACGCGCAUGCCGCCCACCGACUCGCCUGCGCAGGCGCCCAAGCAUCACGAUAAACUGUUCCUUGGUUACUCAUAUGUAGCGCCGAGUAUAUUGUUCUCCGAGAAUGUGAUAUCGGACCAGAUAUGGAUGCAAGCCACGGGACAGAAACACGACAAACUCAAAGGAUGGGUCGCUAAGGACUCACCGUUCUUCCAAAAGUACGCUGUGGAGCUGAGCACUCCGCUUCUAGGCGACGGCUCGUACUCCGUCUGCAGGAAGUGCAUCCACCGCCAGACCGGCAAGGAAUACGCCGUCAAAAUAAUCUCGACUCAAAAGAAAGACAUCAAGCAAGAGAUCGAGCUGCUGAAGGCGUGUCAGGGAUGCCCCUACAUCAUCACGCUGCACGAGGUCUUCCAUGAUUCUGCCUUCACGUACAUAGUGACGGAGCUGGCGGCGGGCGGCGAGCUGUCGGCGCAGCUGGCGGGCGCGCUGGAGGAGCGCGCGGCGCGGCGCCUGCUGGCGCAGCUGGCGCUGGCGCUGCGGCACAUGCACGCGCGCAGGGUCGUGCACAGGGACCUCAAGCCAGAGAACAUCCUACUAUCAAGCAGCCGCUUGAGCGAGGCUAAAGUCAAAGUAGUGGACUUCGGGUUCGCGCGCCGCACGCCCGACUGCGCCGAGGAGAGGCCGCGGAUGAUGACGCCUUGCUUCAGCUUACCGUACGCGGCCCCGGAGGUGGUGUCCCGCGCGCGCUCGGCGGCCGCGCCCGGCUACGGCCCGCAGUGCGACCUCUGGAGUCUGGGGGUCGUCUAUUACUACAUGCUAUGCGGCAAGGCGCCGUUCCAGCCUGUUUCCAAGAAGGAGCCCAUCACGUCCUUCAUGGACAGAAUCAGGACCGGGAACUUUACCAUGGAUGGUCCGAUCUGGGAGAAGAUCUCUACGGAGAGCAAGCGCAUCAUCCUGGGCCUGCUGGCGGUGGACCCGCUGCGGAGGUUCGGCACUGACGAGCUGCUGGCCGCGCUCGGCAUCAGCAUACCCGAGAAUAAUAGCUUUAAACUUGCUGACAUGACGAAAGCGGAUCUCUACAAGCGUCGCUACAAGAACAAGCAUCGGGAGUCUAGCGCGUCCGAGGCGGGCACCUCACAGUCAGACACCAACGACCAGGACACGCAGGAACACUCCCUACUAGACACCAUAAACACACUCAAGAAUAGAAUGAACAAGAACUCCAUAGAGAACGACGUCGAACUCAUCAAAGCGAACACUAUCGAAACCCCCGUUACGGAAGCAGCGGAACCAACCUACCCAGACAUGGACGACGACGUACCAACCGUCAAACCAGUAGAAAAGACAUACGCGAAAUCUAGAUCUAAGUUAGACGAUUACAUCUAUAUAGAAAGCAGUCAAGGUCUCGACGGCACAGAAGUCGCAUUCCCCAAAACUAGUCGCGCAAAGAAAUCCAAAUCCCCCGUACCAAGGAAACGCAGAAAAAUGGAGACCAGACAAGCUAAGAAGGAAGUCAACGGUAGCGGGGAUCGAGAACUCCGCAGUAAAGUAGAAACUACGGCUAAACGCGGCCGACCGAGGAAACAAGUGGAGAAACGAGUGCUCAGGAAUACCAGCGUUCCGGAUAAGACAAGGGCCACUAAAGAAUCUAUAGAAAACGAGAAGACCGUAGUGACCAGGGUGACUCGCAAGAGGAGGUACGAGGAGGUCACCAAGCCUGUCCUCAGGGAGAAAGGACAGAACGGAAGGUCAUCGCGUAAGAGCAGCCCCGAGCCUGCCGUGCCUGAGGAGAGGAAGGUGGUCCGCGCCAAGAGGAGCAAGACCGCGCCGCUGACGCUGGACCUGCAGGACCCGCAGAACGGGCGCAUGACGCGCUCGCGGCGGCGGCGGCUGGAGAUCAGUCUGUCGCCCUCCGAGGUCAAGGCCGUCAUCCCCGCCUUCUCCUUCGAGUCCGACCGCCGCGUCAACUCCAUCGAGAGCAACCGCUCGGCGAAAUCCAACGCCAAUACCAAAGUGAAACGCAAAGACAACGCCAAAGCUAAAGCGAAGCCCGCCAAGGCCAGCAAAGCUAAGAAGACGCCGCCGGGCCGCAGCACCCGCGCCCGCGCCAGCCGCAGGUGAAACCUCGUUCCUACCGUCUGACCGGAGACCCCACACCAGCGCCAUCUCUUAUCGUAAAUAGACAAUUCAUAGACUGUUGCGCCUCACGGCAACUAUAUACUAGUUUUAAAUUCCCCCCAAUAUGGCGUCAGCUAACCUCAAAUUCCAAAUGAGACAAAAUAGUGAUGCAAUAAAAUUAUGGACGCUUUGCUCACGCGUAGACAUAGACAACAGAGGAAAGAAAUUAUUUAUUCAACGAGAAAAAAGAGUAAGUUAUAUUUCUUUAAAUGUAGUUAGCCUCUGAUCUAGUUCGUGAAAAAAUAACGUUAGACCUGUUUUUAUUUUUUAAUCCUUUUAUUUAAUGUUACUAUUAAUUUUUAAGAUACUUUUUUCCCCUAUUAUUACCAUUAGAAAUAAUUCUUUGAAGUUGGUUAUUAUGUAUUUUUGAUUAGAAUAAUGAAAAAUAAUUAAUUAAUUGAAAAAAAUAGGUAAAUUGGUGUGAUUGAGCACUUUACAGUAGUUGAGUAUAAAAUUAUUUUGUGAAUUAUUAUAAUUUAUUAUUUUUUAGCGCUAAAAUAUCUUGCUUGUUUGUUUGUGAUGUGUUCAUAUGGGCGAGGGUACACUGCACCAUUGAAAACGAUUAAGUUCUCGAUUUAACCGUUUCGUAGUCGAUCGAUUCGCUCAUGUGUCUAAAUCUUUAGAGAGUAACACAAAAUUUCUUGUCUUCGUACAUCGUUUGUAAAGAUACAUUUUCAAAAUCCGUAACAGAUCUCUUUCCGUCAAAAUAUAAAAUAAAUUACUUCGUUUGUGUGUGUAUAUUUGUUUUCAUAGAGUAAUAGGUUAAAUUUGUAAAUGUUCCCUUCUAUAAUGUAAUAGACAUUUGUAUUACAAUUCUUUCUUCCACUUAGUAAAAAAUAUAAAAAAAAAAUUACUUAUUUAUGGUGAAAGUGCCAAAGCAUGCUUGAAAUUUUCCGCUUGUAAUAUUACGCGAACGAAAUUGUUUGUUGUUUUAAAUCACAUCUUUGACCUUACUUCCUUGUGUGGGUUGUGCAGAAGGUUUUAACUUUCCACGUCUAUUUCCGUAUGAAUUCAGGUCAUUCAAAUGUAAAUAUACCCACGUUAUAUCAAUGUAUGUUUUUGAACAGCUUAUCAAGCUAUAUGCCUGAGAUUAAUGCAUUUCUCAAUUCUUUUCUACACUUUAUGUUGUCUUUGAGAUUCGGUUUUAGCAAUUAAAACAAUAAAUCCCCUGUUAAUACCUCUCUGGACAACCAACGCUAUUUAUCUAAUUCUUUUGUCGUUUUAAGCGCUUUUACCAAAUAAAAAAACUAUUGUUUCCCGUUCACUUCCCUGUAAAUAUACUAUGAUAGCAUUUAGUACAAAUUCGGUGGAAGAGUUAAAAAAAUAUUAUUUAUAAUUAAAUUGAUGAUACAUAAUAGUUUCAAUUGUCAAACUUACAUGUUACUCUUGAAUCGUGAUACGAAAAGGCACUGAAUAUAUUAUAUUAGCUAAUUGAGGCCUGACUGCAUGUUUUAACUUAAAAAUUUUAGUUAACAAAUUGUUGCAGAGUAAGAAAUUUAUGUAAUAUUGUUAAAUUUUCAUGAUACAAGCUUGUUGAUUUCAAACUGUGUAUUCCGGCUGUUCGACCAAACCCAUAAGCAAUGGUACAAUAUAAUAAUUGUGUCUGUCUCUAUAUUUGUGUUUGUCAAAUUUGUAACGUAACGAAGCCGUUAAGUUUGAAAUUUUCAUGUGUUGACGAUACAAAAUUAGUAAAUGUUACUUAUACACCAUGCCUGAAUUCUGUUAUGUAUUAACUCAAAUGUAUAUGUAAACCCGACAUAAUAACCUACAAUUUAUUGAGUGCAGUACUUUCGCAGACCAGUAACGUAGAUUUUUUAUCAAUAUCAUAGGGAUUGGAUCUUCCAAAGUUUCGUUCAAUCCAGUACUUAGACGGUAGAUGUAGAUUUGAGCAUUCAAUAUUAUUGUGAAAGUACCCAACUCAAAUAGCAAUCCAUUCUAAGUAACCUUCUUCUUAAACAAAGAAGAAGAUAUAUAUUUAAAUAUAAAUAGUAAAUCAUUAAAUGAACUACUUGAAAAAUUAAGUUAUACAGACGAUUUUUCAUUAGUUUUAACGCUUUCUAAGCGAUAUUGAAGCUUUGUGCCGACGCGUAUUACGAUGUCACUUUUUUUCCGGAAAUUAUAAAUUUCCCCGAAUGCUUAACUCGAGUAGCCGAAACGACACGUAAAGUGGUAAAGUUUGUAAAAGUGCACUUAAAAUGGAUUGUACCAAAAGAUUAUAUAAUUUUAUAAUAAAGUUGUAGAAGUUAUUAAUGAUGUCGGCGUAAAACAAAUUUUGUAAGAAGUUACAUGGAUGCCGGCUGGAGAUAUUGGAUUGUAAUAAAUAUACCAUUUUAACAUUA